AUGGCUUCUCAAAACGGUACCGCGAGCAAUGACUUCACUGUCAAGGUCGGCCUCGCGCAGAUGUUGAAGGGUGGCGUGAUCAUGGAUGUUGUGAACGCAGAGCAGGCCCGCAUUGCCGAAGAAGCAGGUGCCGCCGCCGUCAUGGCCCUUGAGCGGGUCCCCGCCGAUAUCCGAGUGCAGGGCGGUGUUGCUCGGAUGUCAGACCCUAGCAUGAUCAAGGGCAUCAUGGAGGCUGUGACCAUCCCUGUCAUGGCCAAGGCCCGUAUCGGACACUUCGUGGAAUGCCAGAUCCUGGAAGCCAUUGGCGUCGACUACAUUGACGAAUCCGAGGUCUUGACCCCCGCCGACGAUGUUUACCACGUCACGAAGUCCGCCUUCAAGGCUCCCUUCGUCUGCGGCUGCCGCAACCUCGGCGAAGCCCUGCGCCGCAUUUCCGAAGGCGCCGCCAUGAUCCGCACCAAGGGCGAAGCCGGCACCGGCGACGUCGUCGAGGCCGUCAAGCACAUGCGCACCGUGAACGCACAGAUUGCCCGCGCGCGCGGAAUCCUGCAAUCCAGUCUGGACCCUGAGCCUGAGCUGCGCGCUUUCGCCCGAGAACUGGAGGCCCCCUACGAGCUCCUCCGCCAGGCUGCUGAGCUGGGUCGUCUGCCCGUGGUCAACUUUGCUGCCGGUGGUGUUGCCACUCCCGCUGAUGCGGCGCUGAUGAUGCAGCUGGGUUGCGACGGUGUCUUCGUUGGAUCGGGUAUUUUCAAGUCGGGCGAUGCGAAGAAGCGGGCGCAGGCUAUCGUGCAGGCUGUGACCCACUACAAGGACCCUAAGAUACUUGCUCAGGUGAGCGAGGGGCUGGGGGAGGCCAUGGUUGGUAUUAAUGUGCAGAAGAUGGAUGAGGGCGACAAGCUCGCUAAGCGCGGGUGGUAG
Molecule: messenger RNA, 918 nt
Organism: Penicillium chermesinum
Lineage: Eukaryota; Fungi; Ascomycota; Eurotiomycetes; Eurotiales; Aspergillaceae
Product: pyridoxal 5'-phosphate synthase subunit PdxS
Exons: 3
Coding region: 1-918 (305 amino acids)
Biological process (GO): amino acid metabolic process; pyridoxine biosynthetic process; pyridoxal 5'-phosphate biosynthetic process
Molecular function (GO): amine-lyase activity
Source: RefSeq, a predicted model, not a curated record